Messenger RNA from Triticum dicoccoides, 531 nucleotides. RefSeq names its product putative invertase inhibitor. The coding region runs from base 1 to 531 and encodes 176 amino acids. The transcript is spliced from 3 exons. The record is from RefSeq and is a predicted model, not a curated record. NCBI's taxonomy places the organism in Eukaryota, Viridiplantae, Streptophyta, Magnoliopsida, Poales, Poaceae.
AUGAGGAAGCAUUGGCAAUCUCUCUCCUGUUGUAUCCUCUUGAUCCUCGUCUCGAGCAGCGCUUCCACUCUAGAUCACAUGUGCAAGUACGUCGCCACAACCCGCAAGGACAUCGGCUACAAUUACUGCAUCAAGUUUUUCCAAGCUGACAAAGCCAGCGCCACCGCCAAUAACCGCGGCCUUGGCGUCGCCACAAAGAUCAGCCGCGCAGCAGCCUCGGACACCCUCAAGCGAAUCGACACCCACAUGGCGUCAGAUAAGGACAAGAAGAUCCAUGCGCGCCUUUCUGACAAAGGAUACAUCUUCCUUUUCAAGGUGGCGGUGAACCUCAACGCCGUGGCACUGGACACCUACACGUGUGAGAAUGGCUUCCGCGUGCUAGGCGUGAAUUCACCACUGGCCGCGGAGGACGCCAAGUUCCUUAAGGACUGCUCCAUCUCUCUCAUUAUAACUGUGUUAUGGGAUUUGCACGAUAUAUGCACAACACAUAUACUCAACAGCCCCCCGCAGUCGAGGCAGCACCGCUGCUGA